Molecule: messenger RNA, 1542 nt
Organism: Pieris napi
Lineage: Eukaryota; Metazoa; Arthropoda; Insecta; Lepidoptera; Pieridae
Product: zinc carboxypeptidase A 1-like
Exons: 5
Coding region: 79-1056 (325 amino acids)
Biological process (GO): proteolysis
Molecular function (GO): metallocarboxypeptidase activity; zinc ion binding
Source: RefSeq, a predicted model, not a curated record
UGUUUUGUUAAAGGGUAUUCGUUUAUUGUAAACGCUUCGCAUUGUGGGUGCAAAAAUCUAAGUCCAUGUUAUGAAGAAAUGCUAAAUAGCCUUCUAGAUGUUGAUGAAGAUCCGUGUGUUGAGAAUGUUGCCAUAGGAGCGAGUACUAUAAUUGUAUAUUUGCAAGCUCUCAAGCAAUUUUGUGGACACGCUAUUAAAGUGGACGAGGAAAAUGCCACGUUUGAGGGUAGAACGCUUUAUGAAGUUGUGCUCAAUACAACAGAAGAAGUGGAAAGACAGUCGAAACCUGUAAUCGUGAUAGAGGCUGGUCAGGAGGCUGGUUCUGGGCCUGUGAUGCUGGCUCUUUUUAUCAUAGAACAGAUCGUUGCGUGUGAAGAGUAUAGUGAAAUGAUGGACAAGGUCACUUGGGUGAUUCUGCCUUGUACAAACCCAGAUGGACAGGAAUACCUCCGAUGUGGACAGGAGCCAUGGCACAAAAACCGGAAACCUCUUCAGAAUAAGCUUACUUACGGUGUGGAUAUUAGUCGUAAUUUUGACGAUUCUUGGACCACUUGCCCAGUAUCAGAUAAUAUAUUCUCGUCCAAUUAUCCAGGACCUUCAGCCGCAUCCGAAAAUGAGACUCAAUUCAUAAGCAAUGUCUUAGCGAAAUAUAAACAAGACCUGAAAGCUUACGUAUCCAUUAGACGCGAUGGGCAUUCCAUAUUAUAUCCAUUUGCCAGUAAAGCUGUGACUAGAACAGACCUUGAAAAAGCGCAAAGUACAGCAGGAGAAAUUGCAGGGAAAAUAAAUCAGAGAGCUGGAAACAUACAAUGGUUUCUAAAUUCAAGUAUCUUUGAUAUGAAUGGCGAGGCGCGGUGUGGCCACAGUGUUGACUAUGCGUACAACAAACUCGGAAUACCAUACUCUUACGAAAUGCGAGUCUUUCCUGAUUCUACUACUCGCAUAAUGUCAAAGUUUCAGACAUUCCCUAAAGGUUACGAAACCUCCUUGCGAAAUGGCUAUUUUAGUGGUAUAAGGGAGCUCUAUAAUAUAGUAGUCAACGAGAAAGCGCGCUAGUUAUUAGUGUUGCGUAAUUUCAGCUAUAAUAUUGGAAAACUGUAUCUAGCCUGUUAACUAGAGAAAUAUUAACAUAUUUAUAAUAGAUAUAGUGUGGGUAAAUUACUGAUGAUGUGAAAAUAAAUAAUUGUUAUAUAAUGCAACAUUUAUGUAGCACAUAUAGGUAUAUCUACGAUGUAGGAGUCACUUAUCCAGUUUUGGGUAGGAUGUCGGUCAUGCGCGGUGGAUGGUGGUGUUUGCGCUUGCGUUAGGGGUGGGGCCCGUGGCUGUUCAGCCCGCUGCCAUUCUACAGUCAGCCGCGGCGGCGGCAGGCCGGGUUUCCCGAAACCUCCAGCAGUAGUCCACCGCGAUAACUCUGCCGCCGCACGCGCUAAGUUAUUUUCUAUUCGUUCGUUAUUUUACAUUUCUUUUUCGCGUUUUAAUUUGUGCGUUUUCUGUAUGUUCUUUAAUUUAUUAAAUAUUUCAAUAUUAAAAUACGUUUCGAUA